Messenger RNA from Verruconis gallopava, 1052 nucleotides. RefSeq lists its product as uncharacterized. Gene Ontology annotation, cellular component: actin filament; actomyosin contractile ring. Gene Ontology annotation, biological process: mitotic cytokinesis; actin filament organization. The record is from RefSeq and is a predicted model, not a curated record. The coding region runs from base 177 to 662 and encodes 161 amino acids. Gene Ontology annotation, molecular function: actin filament binding. NCBI's taxonomy places the organism in Eukaryota, Fungi, Ascomycota, Dothideomycetes, Venturiales, Sympoventuriaceae. The transcript has 3 exons.
ACCCAAUAAGUUAUGUCUCGAAGCCAGGCCGUCUCUUUGCUUUAAGGGACCACAGUCAACACCACACCAACACACUCGCCCAAAAACUAACCCCGACCCCCCACAACUUGCUACAUCCUCUUGGCCACCUUGCACAUAGUCUACGCAACCUCUGUUUUCUCACGACAGCCCUAAACAUGGAUGCCAUCAAGAAGAAAAUGGCCGCUCUCCGCGUCGAAGCCGACGAGUCAGCGGCACUCGCUGAGGAGCUGAAGGCAAAGGUCAAGCAGCUCGAGCAGGAAAACUUGGCAAAGGAGCAGGAAAUUACAUCUCUCACCCACAAGAAUCAGGUACUAGAAGCCGAACUCGAAAAGGCCGAGAACAGGAUCAAGGAGCUCAAGGUGGCCGCCGACGAAGGUGGUACCGCAACAAGCCACAACGAGAACCUGACCCGUAAACUGCAGGUGCUUGAAGAGGAAGCCGAGCAAGCAGAUCGAACCUUGAGGGAGACGAACGAGAAACUCCGCCAGACUGAUGUCAAAGCUGGCCACUACGAGCGUAAAGUGCAGGCUCUAGAGCAAUCUAACGCCCAGUGGGAGGCUAAGUUCGAAGAGAUGGCCAAGAAAUAUGCAGAUACGAAGAAGGAGCUGGACGAUUUUGUUGCAGAAAUCGGUACCAUCUAAGCCUCGACUGCACAAUAUGCAUAGUUAUCUGGUUUCAUUGCAUCUUCGUCUAAUUUGCUAAAUUUUUCUUUGUUUUUGCAGUGGAGUUCAAUCCCUCCGGUGCGAUUCAGAGCUCGACCGCCUCGAAGGCACUGAUCUAGCGGUGUGGCAAUGGCGAUAGGAGAACUGAAGAGAAGGUAGUGUUGGCUCGUCAUGUGCCGCUGAUAGUGGAUUUUGUGGUAACAACCCCUUGAAAACACCUACAAUUUCCUGCGACGCAGUGUGUGGAGUUAUGGUUUAGGCGGUAUAAAAGGGCCUAGUAGAAGAGGAUUCCCCUAACGCGUAGCUCAAAAAUACUAAAAAAAAAGAGAAAACCCUCGUCUCAAUCCGGGUAUCAUUGAUCUCAUAAAA